UAAUAAAAGGGUAAAAUUGAAGGCAAAAACUAGGAAAGUGUGAUACACAUGCACCAGAAAUGUGCAUCUCAAAAUAAACAUUUUGAUUUCUGCCGAAGCAAGGGAGAACCACCACUAUAUAAAGUGCUAUGGGGAGGCAACCUUGUUGUGACAAGUUUGGAGUGAAAAAAGGGCCUUGGACAGCUGAGGAAGACAAGAAGUUGGUCAAUUUUAUUCUCACACAUGGCCAAUGUUGUUGGCGUGCAGUUCCUAAGCUUGCUGGUCUCCGCCGCUGUGGCAAGAGCUGCCGUCUCCGUUGGACCAAUUAUCUCCGCCCGGACUUGAAGAGAGGCCUUCUUAAUGAAGCGGAGGAACAACUCGUCAUUGAUCUUCAUGCCCGUCUAGGCAACAGGUGGUCCAAGAUUGCUGCAAGGUUGCCUGGAAGAACAGAUAACGAGAUCAAGAAUCAUUGGAAUACCCACAUCAAGAAGAAGCUUAUUAAGAUGGGGAUUGAUCCAGUCACACACGAGCCUCUCCAUAAACAAGCCAACCCAGAAGCAGCACCUUGUAAAAAUAUUAAAUACGAUGGUGAUCAGCAGGAGAUACCAAACAAUAAUUACGCCCAAGCCUCCUCAUUCUCCAGCGACAGCUCUAGCACCACCCUGACUGAAUCAUCGGAGCCUGUUAGCGACGAUGAUCCUCUGAUGAGUUACAUACUGUCAAACACUUUUCUCGAAGAUUCAACAUGGGAUUUUCAUUUUCCUGUAAUGAGAGAAGAAUAUUGUGAAUUUGGAAUGUCCUCAUCAGAGGGUAUCGGAGAUGACUACUUUGGACUUGGCCGAUUCAAUGAUGUGGACUUGAGUGCAUUAGACAUGAGCAACAAGCAUUAACAAGGAAUUAUUAUAAAUGCCUGGGAGUUCCAUUUUGUUCCUUGAUUUCGUUAUUUUGAACUUGUAGUCUUUGUUUUACAUUUCAUUUCUUCAUAAGAUAAUGUAUAAUUAGAGAAUAAUGUAGGUAAUAAUGAUUAAGCAGUUAUGACCCCGCUCUUAAAGUUGAAAGAGUUGAGUGGUUGAAGCAUAGAAGUGUGUGUGUCUGCAUAUGAAAGAGAGAAUUAAAGGAAAGCUGAUAUGACAUGUUAACAUGCAUGGUUUUUUUAGUGCA
This is a messenger RNA of Manihot esculenta (cassava), 1140 nucleotides long. Its product is annotated as MYB-like transcription factor ODO1. The transcript has 3 exons. The record is from RefSeq and is a predicted model, not a curated record. Lineage: Eukaryota; Viridiplantae; Streptophyta; Magnoliopsida; Malpighiales; Euphorbiaceae. The coding region runs from base 129 to 869 and encodes 246 amino acids.